AUGUAUAAAGAGCCCGCAACUCAACGAAAAAGGCGCCUUGAACGAGCUCGUAUAAAUUAUCAAGAAAAGAAGGCCAACGAGGGCUCAGAAGCUAAACGGGCAAGAUUAGAUAAAAAUCGCCAAGCAAAAAAAAAAUUAAGAGCUGAAGAAACGCCAUCAAUGAAAAAUAAACGCCUUCUACAACAACGCGAGUUGGUUUUAUUUGUUUCCUUGCGGCAAAAAUGGACUCAAAGAGACCCGAGAAGUGACUAUCACUCCGCUAGAUUAUUUCCAAAGUAG
This is a messenger RNA of Macrosiphum euphorbiae (potato aphid), 279 nucleotides long. NCBI's taxonomy places the organism in Eukaryota, Metazoa, Arthropoda, Insecta, Hemiptera, Aphididae. The record is from the annotation of a GenBank genome assembly.